Molecule: messenger RNA, 1848 nt
Organism: Kwoniella shivajii
Lineage: Eukaryota; Fungi; Basidiomycota; Tremellomycetes; Tremellales; Cryptococcaceae
Exons: 12
Coding region: 1-1848 (615 amino acids)
Source: RefSeq, a predicted model, not a curated record
AUGGAGUCCACAGUCGAUGUCACGACUACGGCAUUCCAAGCUAUCCUGGCUGUAUGUGUGACCUUUACAGCAGGUUAUGCAUACACCGGAAAGCAUGCCCCGUAUCUUAGCAAAACGCUAGUACCAUUCGCGCGCACUGUCUUACUCCCGUCUCUCAUCUUCACCACACUUGCCGGGACACAUGUCUUGUCGGUCAAAGGACUAUUACACUUCCUGUUAACGGAAUUCAGUAACGCCUCGUAUCCCCUUUUACUCCUUUACACUCUCUACUUUGUCGGAUCGGGACGAACAUUAGAUCACCUGCGAUGGAGAUCCAUGGACACCAUCUCUACAGUAAUCGAAAGGGCGAGCGUCUAUAUCCUCAUAAAUCUUGUAGUAACAGAGGCUGCACGUGAAGAAUCACCCGAAGACGAUGAAGAUGCCGAUGAGCAUACACCUCUGGUUGGAUCGAGAAGAAACAGCAAAUCCAUCAUCACCGCCUUCGCCGUUGCUCGUUCUCCCAUCUUCGUGUCUGCCGUAUUGGGCCUCCUGAUCGGUCUCAUCAAGCCCGUACAGAAAUUCAUCGUCGGAACUCAAGAUGGUGGUGAUACAUGGCUUUGGGGUAGUCUCGGUCUCGGGCUUCGGUUCAUCGGAGGUGCUUUCGCGUUGAUCGAGAUUAUCGGAAUCGGUGCUGGUAUUCGUGCAGGAGAGAAACACAUUGAUCCCGAAUACAAAACUCCUCCAGCUCUCGGAACUGUUCUAACCAUUGUAUUAUGGCGGUUCAUUGCUAUUCCAGCAAUAGUACUCUCGGUGAUUUAUGGUUUCCGAAAGAUUCCUUCUACCAAAGUUUUCCUUCAAGAUCCUGCAUUUUCCUUCGUUCUCGCUCUCACCUCCAUUACUCCACCUGUUCUUCCUUCCACUCUUGACCCAUACCAAUCGUCGGUGCUAUUCUCCACCUUCUAUACCAGUCUCAUCACCGCUGUUCCCGUUGCUGUUGCAGUGGCGAUCUCCGGGCGUGGAGUCUCCGCUCACAUCGACUUUGAUCUUGUUCGAGCUCUCAAAUCAGCAGGCGGAGGUGGUCUUGCGGGUGCUGCUGCAAUGGUAGUCCAAGUAUUAACCCUUAUGCCCAUGAGAACCAUCAUGAACUAUCAAUACCGAUACGGGGGUGGUAUCAAGCAUGCCACGAAGACACUGUACAACGAUGGAGGGUUCAAGAGGUACUACGCCGGUCUUGCCGCUGCCUUAUUCCAAGGACCUCUUUCUCGGUUCGGAGACACCGCGGCCAAUGCUGGUAUUUUAGCAUUACUGGAAGCGUUUACCUGGCCUGUCCUUGUCAAGACGAUCGCUGCAAGUCUCGCUUCUGCCUGUUUCCGAAUGACUCUCACACCCAUUGAUACCCUCAAAACCACGCAACAAACUCAAGGUGGUGGAGCUGGUAUUAAGCUCAUCAAGGAGAGAAUCAAGGAGAGGGGUAUUGCCAGUCUAUGGUAUGGAGCUCUUGCAACCGCUGCUGCGACCUUUGUAGGACAUUAUCCAUGGUUUGGUACAUAUAACUGGCUUUCGGCCGUUUUACCACCGCCCCAUAACAUCAUGCAAAAGCUUGCGCGUCAAGCGUUCAUCGGCUUUGCAGCUUCAGUAGUCUCUGACACAGCAAGUAACAGUCUUCGAGUCGUCAAGACAUAUAGACAAGUUCACGAGGGUGAUGUCGGAUACUUGACCGCCGCCAAGGAGAUUGUCGCUUCAGAAGGACUCCUAGGCUUGUUUGGACGUGGUCUUCCCACCAGACUACUUACAAACGGUCUCCAAGGUUUACUUUUCAGCAUCUUGUGGAAGUUGUUUGCAGACCUCAUCGCCGGGUCCGGAAAAUAA